CCGGGCUGCCGCCGCCGCCUCGCAAUCCAUUGCAUCGGCCGCCCCCGACGCCUCCAUCCCCCCUCGGGGCCCGAUAUCCGUGCGGCCGGGACCCUCCUCUCUCCAGGGCCCCGAUUAUUUUUGGCCCCCGGGGCCCGCGCGGUGCGGAAAAAUAAAAAAAGAGAGAAGGGGCUCGGAAGCGCCGGGCGGGGAGGAGAGAAGGAGGAGGAGAGACUUGGAAACUCCGACUGCAAAUAAUAAAGAAAUUGAAAACCAUACGUUAAUAUACCAUAGCAAUAAAAAGAGCAGGAGCGAGAGAUGAGAAAGGGGAUCCAGCCCGCCCUGGAGCCGUACCUGGUGACCGCCGGGGGUGGGGAGGGGGCGGCUGUCGUCGCCGCCGCCGCCGCUGCAGCCUCCAUGGACAAAAGGGCACUGCUAGCCAGCCCCGGCUUCCCCGCCGCCGCCGCCGCCGCCCCGAGCGCGUACAUCCAGAUCCUCACCACGAACACUUCCACCACCUCCUGUUCCUCCUCCCUCCAGAGCGGCGCCGUCGCCGCCGGCCCCCUCCUCCCCAGUGCCCCCGGCGUGGAGCAGACCGCCGGCAGCCUCCUCUACACCACGCCGCACGGACCCUCCAGCAGAGCCGGGCUGCUGCAGCAGCCACCAGCGCUGGGACGCGGCAGCGGCGGCGGCGGCAGCGGCGGCCCUCCGGCAAAGCGCAGGCUGGAGCUAGGAGAAAGCGGUCAGCAGUACCUCUCAGAUGGUUUAAAAACCCCCAAGGGCAAAGGAAGAGCUGCACUCCGAAGUCCAGAUAGUCCAAAAACUCCAAAAUCUCCCUCAGAAAAAACACGGUAUGAUACAUCACUUGGUCUGCUCACCAAGAAGUUCAUUCAGCUACUGAGCCAAUCACCUGAUGGGGUCUUGGAUUUGAACAAGGCAGCCGAGGUGCUGAAGGUGCAAAAGAGAAGGAUUUAUGACAUCACCAAUGUACUGGAAGGCAUCCACCUCAUUAAGAAGAAGUCUAAAAACAACGUGCAGUGGAUGGGCUGCAGUCUGUCUGAGGACGGGGGCAUGCUGGCCCAGUGUCAAGGCCUGUCAAAGGAAGUGACCGAGCUCAGUCAGGAAGAGAAGAAAUUAGAUGAACUGAUCCAAAGCUGCACCCUGGACCUCAAACUGUUAACCGAGGAUUCAGAGAAUCAAAGGUUAGCUUAUGUUACAUAUCAAGAUAUUCGAAAAAUCAGUGGCCUUAAAGACCAAACUGUUAUAGUUGUGAAAGCCCCUCCAGAAACAAGACUUGAAGUGCCUGACCCAAUAGAGAGCCUACAAAUACAUUUGGCAAGUACCCAAGGACCCAUUGAGGUUUAUUUGUGUCCAGAAGAGACUGAAACACACAGUCCAAUGAAAACAAACAACCAAGACCACAAUGGGAAUAUCCCUAAACCCACUUCCAAAGACUUGGCUUCAACCAACUCAGGACAUAGUGAUUGCUCAAUUUCUAUGGCAAACCUUUCUCCUUUGGCCUCCCCAACCAACCUUUUACAGCAGACUGAGGACCAAAUUCCUUCCAACCUAGAAGGACCAUUUGUGAACUUACUGCCUCCCCUGCUCCAAGAAGACUAUCUCCUAAGCCUUGGGGAGGAAGAAGGCAUCAGCGAUCUCUUUGAUGCUUACGAUUUGGAAAAGCUCCCGCUGGUGGAAGACUUUAUGUGUAGUUGAUCAUGCUUUGUGUGGACUCCCCUUAUAAACCAAUAUUUUUUUAUUACGGAACCAGAACAUCUGUCAUGCAGUGUUGUCCCUUCCUACCUUCUUCCUCCAAGAUAGUAUCAUGAAGUAAACUACAAACUUCAGAACAAAGCUGACAUUUUAAUGAAUUAAAACAAAAAAUUGUCUAAACGCACAGUUGCAGGCUCCCUUGGAAAAGUCCUGCCUUGCCCCAGGCUCCAAAAUCUCCUGGAUGAGUCAGCAAGUGAGAAAAUGUGCAAUCAGGUGUCUCUCACCCGUCCUUUUCCUCCUUCCCUCCCGGAUUGGCUUGCUGUGCCUGAUGGAUGGGCUGUAGAAUGGGGUCUGGCCACCUGGCCCACUCGAAAACAGCAAUCUUCCUUAAUAGCAUUUCAAGCCGUGCCUUCUCCGCAGAAUGCAUGUCUUUGGGGUCUGCUAAUUUGGAAUGGAACUGCAGGAACUGUAAACUUGAAGUCAUGCAAAAGUAUGAAAUGGAUUUCUUCAGCUCUUCUUAGGAAUAUUUAAAUUACUGUCAUAAUUCAAUUUAAGCUAUGGACUGCGUGUCCCACUAGGAGGUCAAGAGAUCCUCCACAGCCUUUCGGAUGAAGAAACUGUUUUCAAAUAUUUGUCGAAGAUACAGAAGACUAGUCGAGUUCUGCCCCUCUAAGCUGUUGUGGAUUUUUCCUGUCUCCAUAAACCACUCCCACUUCCCUGCCCCCAAUGUACUUGUCAGUUUGAAGUUGAUUUGUAGCAAAUGCCUACUUAGGAGUUCUUUGUGGAUUUAGAUUUCUUUUUUUUAAUUUUUUAAGCUGCCAUUUAAGCAUUCCUGUGGCACCCAUCACCAUUUCAAUUUAAUUGUUUACUUUGAAGCGGUUUUUGCUAAUUCAAAUUAUUUAAGCAGAGGUGGAGAACCUCUACUGAUCAGAGCAUCUAAACGUGUGUGAUCUAAGGUUUAACAGCCUCUGCAAGAAGCUUUGCCCCAUCGUCCUUCCUUCCUCAGGAGGGGGUGCUUGGAGCAACUGGAGCUCGCUGACAGGGGUGGCCCAUUUGGAAGGAGAACCAGGUCAGCUGACAUAGCAGCCCCAAGGAGCAGCAGGUGUGGGUCCCUCCGUCCUUGGGCUUCCUGGGCUCCCGUGACUGGGGAAAGGGCUCUCUUAUACUGCACUCAGGGAGACCACUUCUCAGGAUGGGGUCAGAUGGAGAGGCCUCUGGGGAGAAAGACAUCCCCCCGUUGUGAGUAGCGUUCUAUCAGUGGCAUUUACUUUAGCUGGUGAGAACAGGGAGCUCCCACUGUGUUGGGGGCUGCAAGAGUCCUGGCCAGAACCGAUUCCCCUUCUGUGAAAGAGUGAGUUGGACCAAGGGAAGUCGGGGAUGUAGCAAAAGCAGGACAGGAUGCCAGGGCAUCUCUCGCUUAACUCUUCAGGCAUGGUGUCCCAAGUUGGAGGCUUCAUGACAGCUGCAAAUCCUACCAGUUAUGUACAAGAAUGGCUUUCCCAUUGGCCGGGGGGAGACGGCCAUCUCCCGCUGGCAAUGUGGCAGAGUGUCUCAAAUCCAUUCCUUGGAUGCUAAAGACCGUGGGAAUGAGGGAGUCAUCUAAAAAACAAACCUCAACACAAAGAACAGUUAAAUUGAAAUGCUAUGUGCCCGACACAGUGGUAGGCACAUGGUAGGCACUCGAUUCACACGUUCAAUUGAAUGGAAAAUACAUCCCUUAGGAAAAA
Messenger RNA from Hippopotamus amphibius kiboko, 3419 nucleotides. It is a transcript of the gene E2F3, whose product is annotated as E2F transcription factor 3. NCBI's taxonomy places the organism in Eukaryota, Metazoa, Chordata, Mammalia, Artiodactyla, Hippopotamidae. The coding region runs from base 298 to 1695 and encodes 465 amino acids. Gene Ontology annotation, biological process: regulation of transcription by RNA polymerase II. Gene Ontology annotation, cellular component: RNA polymerase II transcription regulator complex. The transcript is spliced from 7 exons. Gene Ontology annotation, molecular function: protein dimerization activity; RNA polymerase II cis-regulatory region sequence-specific DNA binding; DNA-binding transcription factor activity, RNA polymerase II-specific. The record is from RefSeq and is a predicted model, not a curated record.